GGGCUCCGUCCGCGGCGCCAUGGACGACCUGCGGGUGCAGUGGAUGCGCGACCGGGUGUACACGGCCUUGGGCCUCACAGACCCGCAGCUCUUCGAGGAGCUGUUGACCCGCGAGGACGGCGAGGCCGAGGACCUGAUCCUGCACUUUCUCAACAAGACCAGCGAGGAGGAGGGCGCCUCCACGCUCUUCUUCUACCGCAAGGUGGUGCCCGAGGAGGUGGAGGUGGAGGUGGACAACGGUGAGCCGCCGCCGCCCCAGGCCUGGGCCCCCCUCGGGCCCGCGCCCCCCUCCGGCCCGGGCCCCCCCCUCCACGAUCUUUCCGCCACGGAGGGGGAGGAAGAGGAGGAGGAAGAGACGAAGUUUCAGAAGCGCGAGUCCGUGGACAGAGAGUCAGCUAAGGGUAGGCAGUCGAGAGCCAAUUCCAUGACUCAGUCCGUGAUGAUCACAGAGGAUGACGACUGGGGCCGAGAGAGGUUGGGCCGCAGGCUCACCAAGAGGAUCGUUAAGCACAUUGUGGACAAGACGCAUCUCCACGUGCUCUGCACUCCUGUCCCCGAGGAGUUUCUGGCCCAGAACGUGGUGUUUUUCCUGAGAAACACAAAAGAGACCAUCUCGGAAGCCAGCUACAUGAAGGAAGCUAUGGACAUCAUGCCCGAGACGCUGGAGUACGGCAUCCUAAACUCGAACAUUCUCCACUUCCUCAGAGACAUUGUCUGUCAGGUCUUCUUGCCGGCGCUGUCCUUCAAUCAGCACAAGGAGGCGAGCUCGGCUUUGCCACCAGGAGACAUGCUGGACCCCACGGACCCGGACGCGGACCUCCUGAGCGUGGCCGGGGAGACGGUGGAAUACCACGGCAUUCAGCUAAUACGGGACGAGUUCUUAAUGAACCUCCAGAAAUUCUCAAACAACAUCCAGCGCACAGUGCAGCAGCUGGAAGGGGAGAUCAAGUUGGAAAUGCCCUCCAUCAGCGUGGAGGGCGAGGUGUCCGCCUUGGCUGCAGACCCGGAGAUUGUGGAGGCCUUGGAGCAGUGUGUCAUCAACUGGCUGGGCCAGAUCUCCAUGGCCGUGGAGGGCCAGCUGAGGAAGACCCCGCAGGGUAACGGUCCUCUGGCCGAAAUCGAGUUCUGGAGGGAGAGGAAUGCCACGCUGAGCGCCCUCCACGAGCAGACCAAGCUCCCGCUGGUCAGGAAGGUGCUGGAGGUGAUCAAGGAGUCGGACUCCCUGCUCGUGGCCAACCUGCAGCCGGUGCUGACGGACCUCUUCAAGCUGCACAUGGAGGCCUCGGACAACGUGCGCUUCCUGUCCACCGUGGAGCGCCACUUCAAGAACAUCACGCACGGCUCCAGCUUCCACGUGGUCCUGGAGACCAUCCCCUCCAUGAUGAGUGCGCUGCGCAUGGUGUGGAUCAUCUCGCGGCACUACAACAAGGACGAGCGCAUGAUCCCCCUCAUGGAGCGCAUCGCCUGGGAGAUCGCCGAGCGCGUAUGCAGGGUGGUGAACCUGCGCACCCUGUUCAAGGAAAACCGGGCGAUUGCCCAGAACAAAACGCUGGAGGCCAAGAACACGCUGGACCUGUGGAAGAAGGCCUACUUCGACACCAGGGCCAAGAUCGAGGCCUCGGGGCGGGAGGCCCGGUGGGAGUUUGACCGGAAGCGGCUGUUUGAGAGGACGGACUACAUGUCCACCAUCUGCCAGGAUCUCUACGACGUCCUGCAGGUGAUGGAGGAGUUUUAUAACAUAUUUGGUCCAGAACUGAAGGCCGUGACGGGGGACCCCAAGCGCAUCGACGACGUCCUGUGCAGAGUGGACAACCUGGUCACCCCCAUGGAGAGCCUGACCUUUGACCCCUUCUCCAUCACGUCCUUGCCCUACUGGAAGUAUGUGAUGGACGACUUCAAGAUCGAAGUUCUGGUUAUUGAGAAAGAAGCAAAAAAUUUCAUUGACGAGUCUUUUAAGACGCUGCGAUCGGCUGAAGCAGCAUUUGACAUGCUUCUAAAGUUCAAGCACAUCCGCUCACGGGAGGCCAUCAAUCGGCAGAUGAUGAUGAAGUUCAAUGACAUCCUCGUGCAGUACUGCAAAGAGAUCGACAUCGUCAACAGGAUCUUCGUCCAGAACCACGAGAACCCGCCGCUGUACAAGAACCACCCGCCCGUGGCGGGCGCCAUCUACUGGGAGCGCUCCCUGUUCCACCGCAUCAAGCACACCAUCCUGCGCUUCCAGGAGGUGCAGGAGAUCAUGGAGAGCGAGCGGGGCGAGGAGGUGAGACUGAAGUACCUGGAAGUGGGCAGGACGAUGAAGGACUACGAGGACCGGAAGUACGAGCAGUGGAGGGAAACGACGGAGCAGCUGCUGCCCACGCUCAUGAAGAAGAGCCUGCUCAUGAAGGUUUCUGCCAACCCUGAGGACGGCGCCGAGAGCUCCGACAGGGGCAUCACGUUUGCCAUCAAUUUCCCAUUCGCGCUCAGGGAGAUCAUCAAUGAAACCAAGUACCUGGAGCAGCUGGGCUUUCCCAUCCCCGAGUUAGCCAGGAACGUGGCCCUGCAGGAGGACAAAUUCCUCAGGUACACGGAGGGCAUCCAGAACAUGCUGGACCACUACCACAUGCUGGUCGGGACGCUGAACAGCGCCGAGACCGUCCUGCUGGACGACCACUCGCAGGAGCUGCUCCGCGCGUUCCGCUCCGGGUUCAAGAGGCUGAACUGGAACUCGCUAGGGAUUUCUGACUACAUAACGCGGUGCAAGCAGGCCAUCGGCAAGUUCGAGUCCCUGGUCCACCAGAUCCACAAGAAUGCGGACGACAUCGCCUCCCGGCUCAAGCUGAUCGAGUCCAUCAACCUCUUCAAGUUCCCGCUGCCCAAGGCCGAGGAGGAGCUCCCAGGCGUGAAGGAGUUCUUCGAGCACAUCGACCGGGAGAGGACCAAGGACGUGGACUACAUGGUCCGGUGGUACCUGGCCAUCGGGCCGCUGCUGACCAAGGUCGAGGGCCUGGUCAUCCACACCAACACGGGCAAGGCGCCCAAGCUGGCCUCCUACUACGAGUACUGGGAGAGCCGGGUCUACGAGGUGCUCAACAAGCUCAUCCUCAAGAACCUGCAGACCUUCAACUCCCUCAUCCUGGGCAACACGCCUCUGUUCCAAACGGAAACCAUCCUCACGGCCCCGGAGAUCAUCCUGCACCCCAAUGCCAACGAGAUCGACAAGAUGUGCGUGCACUGCGCCCGCAACUGCGUGGAGGUCACCCGGAACUUCGUCCGCUGGAUGAAUGGCAGCUGCAUCGAGUGCCCCCCGCAGAAGGGCGAGGAGGAGGAAGUGGUGACCGUCACCUUCUACAACGACAUCUCCCUGAACCCGCAGAUCAUCGAGCAGGCGCUCAUGAUCCCGCAGAACGUCCACCGGAUCCUGGUCAACCUCACCAAGUACCUGCAGAAGUGGAAGAAGUACCGGCCGCUCUGGAAGCUGGACAAGGCCAUCGUGAUGGAGAAGUUUGCCGCCAAGAAGCCCCCGUGCGUGGCCUACGACGAGAAGCUGCAGUUCUACACGAAGAUCGCCCAGGAAGUGAUGCGCCAGCCCCUGGUCAAGGAGGAGCACUGCGUGCGGCUGCAGCUGGGCCAGCUGGCGCACACGGUGCAGGAGAGCGCCAAGGCCUGGGUCGCCUCGCUCGGGAAGCUGCUCAACGAGUCGGCCCGGGAGGAACUGCACAGCCUCUACGAGGAGAUGGAGGUUCUGGGCAGAAACCUGAAGAAGAGCCCCAGCACCCUGGAGGACCUCAAGUUUGUCCUCGGGACCAUUGCGGAAGUGAGGAGCAAGUCCCUGGUCAUGGAGCUGAGGUACAGGGACGUCCAGGAGCGGUACCGCACCAUGGCCAUGUACAACCUGCACCCCUCCAGCUCGGAGAAGGAGCUGGCGGACAAGAUUGAGAGCAUGUGGGAGGAACUGUUCACCAACUCGGUGAACGCGGAGCACGCUCUCGGCAGCAUCAAGAGGACCUUCACGGAGAUCACCCGAAGUGAGAUCCUGAACUUCAGGCAGCAGAUCGAGGACUUUGCCAAACGGUUUUACCUCGAAGGCCCCGGCUCGGUGGGGGAAGAUCUGGACAGCGGCAUGGAGCUCUUGGGCAGCUUCGAGAGGGAGCUGGGCCGGCACGAGAAGAACCGCCAGGAGCUGGCCAACGCGGAGAAGCUCUUCGACCUGCCGAUCACCAUGUACCCGGAGCUGCUGAAGGUGCAGAAGGAGAUGACGGGGCUGCGCAUGAUCUACGAGCUCUACGAGUCGCUGAAGGUGGCGAAGGAGGAGUGGUCGCAGACGCUCUGGAUCAACCUGAACGUGCAGUUCCUGCAGGAGGGUAUCGAGGGCUUCCUGCGCACCCUGCGCAAGUUCCCUCGCAUGGUCCGCAACCUGGCCGUGGCCUUCCACCUGGAGGCGAAGAUGAAGGCCUUCAAGGACUCCAUCCCCCUGCUGCUGGACCUCAAGCACGAGGCACUGCGGGACAGGCACUGGAAGGAGCUCAUGGAAAAGACAGGCGUGUAUUUCGAGAUGACCGAGACGUUCACCCUGGAGAACAUGUUCGCCAUGGAGCUCGACAAGCAUGCAGACGUCCUCAACGAGAUCGUCACGGCGGCCAUCAAGGAGAUCGCCAUCGAGAAGGCCGUGAAGGAGAUCCUGGACACGUGGGAGAGCAUGAAGUUCUCCGUGGUCAAGUACUUCAAGGGCACGCAGGAGCGCGGCUACAUCCUGGGCUCCGUGGACGAGAUCAUCCAGUGCCUGGACGACAACACGUUCAACCUGCAGAGCAUCUCGGGCAGCCGCUUCGUGGGGCCCUUCCUGCAGACGGUGCACAAGUGGGAGAAGACGCUCUCUCUCAUCGGCGAGGUCAUCGAGAUCUGGAUGCUGGUGCAGAGGAAGUGGAUGUACCUGGAGAGCAUCUUCAUCGGCGGAGACAUCCGCUCGCAGCUGCCGGAGGAGGCCAAGAAAUUCGACAACAUCGACAAAGUGUUUAAAAGGAUCAUGGGCGAGACCUUGAAAGACCCCGUGAUCAAGAGAUGCUGCGAGGCCCCGAACCGCCUCUCGGACCUGCAGCACAUCAGCGAGGGCCUGGAGAAGUGCCAGAAGAGCCUCAACGACUACCUGGACUCCAAGCGCAACGCGUUCCCUCGCUUCUUCUUCAUCUCCGACGACGAGCUGCUCAGCAUUCUGGGCAGCAGCGACCCACUCUGCGUCCAGGAGCACAUGAUCAAGAUGUAUGACAACAUAGCGGCGCUGAGGUUCCAGGACGGGGACAGCGGGGAGAAGCUGGUGUCCGCCAUGAUCUCCGCGGAGGGGGAGGUCAUGGAGUUCCGCAGGACGGUGCGGGCCGAGGGGCGCGUGGAGGACUGGAUGACGGCGGUUCUGAACGAGAUGCGCAGAACCAACAGGCUCAUCACCAAAGAGGCCAUUUACAGAUACUGUGAGGACAGAAGCAGGGUGGACUGGAUGCUGCUGUACCAGGGCAUGAUGGUGCUGGCCGCCUGCCAGGUGUGGUGGACCUGGGAGGUGGAGGACGUCUUCCACCAGGUGCAGAAGGGCGAGAAGCACGCCAUGAAGUCCUUCGGCAGGAAGAUGCACCGGCAGAUCGACGAGCUGGUCACGCGCAUCACCAUGCAGCUGAAGAAGAACGACCGCAAGAAGUACAACACGGAGCUCAUCAUCGACGUGCACGCCCGCGACAUCGUGGACUCGUUCAUCAGGGCCAGCAUCCUGGACGCCCAGGAGUUCGAGUGGGAAAGCCAGCUGCGCUUUUACUGGGACCGCGAGCCGGACGAGCUGAACAUCCGCCAGUGCACGGGCACCUUCGGCUACGGCUACGAGUACAUGGGGCUGAACGGGCGGCUGGUCAUCACGCCCCUCACUGACCGCAUCUACCUGACGCUGACCCAGGCGCUGUCCAUGUAUCUGGGAGGGGCCCCCGCCGGCCCCGCAGGGACUGGCAAAACCGAGACCACCAAGGACCUGGCCAAAGCCCUGGGUUUGCUCUGUGUUGUGACCAACUGCGGCGAAGGCAUGGACUACAAAGCCGUCGGAAAGAUCUUCUCCGGCCUUGCUCAGUGUGGGGCCUGGGGCUGCUUCGAUGAGUUUAACCGGAUCGACGCUUCUGUGCUGUCCGUCAUCUCGUCUCAGAUCCAGACGAUCCGGAACGCCCUGAUGCACCAGCUCACCACGUUCCAGUUUGAAGGGCAGGAGAUCUCGCUGGACUCGCGCAUGGGCAUCUUCAUCACCAUGAACCCCGGCUACGCCGGCCGCACGGAGCUGCCCGAAUCGGUGAAGGCGCUCUUCAGGCCCGUGGUGGUGAUCGUGCCCGACCUGCAGCAGAUCUGCGAGAUCAUGCUCUUCUCCGAGGGCUUCCUGGCGGCCAAGACUCUGGCCAAGAAGAUGACUGUCCUGUACAAGCUGGCGCGGGAGCAGCUCUCCAAGCAGCAUCACUACGACUUCGGGCUCCGAGCCCUGAAGUCGGUGCUGGUCAUGGCGGGCGAGCUGAAGAGAGGCUCUUCUGAGCUGAAGGAGGAUGUGGUGCUGAUGCGGGCGCUUCGCGACAUGAACCUGCCCAAGUUCGUCUUCGAGGACGUCCCUCUGUUCCUCGGCCUGAUCUCCGACCUGUUUCCCGGGAUGGACUGCCCGCGCGUGCGCUACCCGAGCUUCAACGACGCGGUAGAGCAGGUGUUCGAGGAGAAUGGCUUUGUGAUCCUGCCGGUGCAGGUGGAUAAAGUCAUUCAGAUGUACGAGACCAUGCUAACCCGCCACACGACGAUGGUGGUGGGGCCCACGGGAGGCGGCAAGUCCGUGGUCAUCAACACCCUGUGCCAGGCGCAGACCAAGCUGGGCCUGACCACCAAGCUGUACAUCCUGAACCCCAAGGCCGUGAGCGUCAUCGAGCUCUACGGCAUCCUGGACCCCACCACCCGCGACUGGACGGACGGCGUGCUGUCCAACAUCUUCCGGGAGAUCAACAAGCCGACGGACAAGAAGGAGCGCAAGUACAUCUUGUUCGAUGGCGACGUGGACGCGCUGUGGGUGGAGAACAUGAACUCCGUGAUGGACGACAACAAGCUGCUGACGCUGGCCAACGGCGAGCGCAUCCGGCUGCAGGCGCACUGCGCCCUGCUCUUCGAGGUGGGAGACCUGCAGUACGCCUCCCCUGCCACUGUGUCCCGCUGCGGAAUGGUCUACGUGGACCCCAAGAACCUGAAGUACCAGCCCUACUGGAAGAAAUGGGUCCAGCAAAUACAGAACAAGGUGGAGCAGAGCGAACUGCAGAACCUUUUCGAGAAGUACGUGCCCUACCUCAUCGAUGUGAUCGUGGAGGGCAUCAUGGACGGGAAGCAGGGGGAGAAGCUGAAGAUGAUCGUCCCGCAGACGGACCUGAACAUGGUGACCCAGCUGACCAAGAUGCUGGACGCGUUCCUCGAAGGGGAGAUCGAGGACCCCGACCUGCUGGAGUGCUUCUUCCUGGAGGCGCUGUACUGCUCGCUGGGCGCCUGCCUGCUGGACUUCGGCCGCGUCCGGUUCGACGAGUGCAUCAAGCGCAUCGCCUCGCUGCCUUCUGCCGAGCAGGACGGGGUGUGGGCCCGACCCGGGGAGCUGCCAGCUCAGCUCCCGACCCUGUACGACUUCCACUUCGAUCCCGCCCAGAAGAGGUGGGUCCCAUGGAGCAGGCUGGUCCCCGAGUACGUGCACUCCCGCGAGAAGAGGUUCAUCGAGAUCCUGGUUCACACGGUGGACACCACCCGCACAACCUGGGUGCUGGAGCGCCUGGUCAAGAUCAAGCAUCCCGUUCUCCUGGUCGGCGAGUCUGGUACCUCGAAGACAGCCACCACCCAGAACUUCCUCAAAAACCUGAGCGAGGAGACGAACAUUGUGCUGAUUGUCAACUUCUCCUCUCGCACCACCUCCCUGGACAUCCAGAGGAACUUAGAAGCCAACGUGGAAAAGCGCACCAAGGACACCUACGGGCCCCCCAUGGGAAAACGCCUGCUGGUGUUCAUGGACGACAUGAAUAUGCCCAAGGUGGACGAGUACGGCACGCAGCAGCCCAUCGCCCUGCUGAAGCUGCUGCUGGAGAAGGGCUUCCUGUACGACCGCGGCAAGGAGCUCAACUGCAAGAGCAUCCGCGACCUGGGCUUCAUCGCCGCCAUGGGCAAGGCGGGCGGCGGCCGCAACGAGGUGGACCCGCGCUUCCUCUCGCUGUUCAGCGUCUUCAACGUGCCGUUCCCCUCGGAGGCGUCCCUGCACCUCAUCUACUUCUCCAUCCUGAGGGGCCACACCUCGGUGUUUCAUGAGAGCAUCAUCGCCGUGAGCAACAGGCUGACGCGCUGCACGCUGCAGCUCUACACGGACAUCGUGCAGGACCUGCCGCCCACCCCGUCCAAGUUCCACUACAUCUUCAACCUGCGCGACCUCUCGCGGGUCUUCCAAGGGCUGGUGCUCACCAAGCCUGAGCGCUUCCAGACGGUGGCUCAGAUGGUGCGAGUCUGGAGGAACGAGUGUCUGCGGGUCUUCCACGACCGGCUGAUCAACGAGGAGGACAAGGAGCUGGUGCAAGAGUACAUCGCGGACCUGGUCACGGAGUACUUCAAGGACGACGAGGAGGUGGUGCUGAGGGACCCCAUCCUGUUCGGAGACUUCCGCAUGGCGCUGCUGGAGGAGGAGGAGCGCAUUUACGAGGACAUCCAGGACUACGAGGCGGCCAAGGCUCUGUUCCAGGAGAUCCUGGAGGAGUACAACGAGAGCAACACCCGGAUGGACCUGGUGCUCUUCGACGACGCACUGGAGCACCUGACGCGCGUGCACCGCAUCAUCCGCCUGGACCGCGGCCACGCGCUGCUGGUGGGCGUCGGCGGCUCCGGGAAGCAGUCCCUGGCCCGGCUGGCCGCCUUCACGGCCGGCUACGAGGUGUUUGAGAUCCUCCUGAGCCGUGGCUACUCGGAGACCAACUUCCGGGAAGACCUGAAGAGUCUCUACAUGAGUCUGGGCAUCGAGAACAAGACGACCAUCUUCCUGUUCACGGACGCGCACGUGGUGGAGGAGGGCUUCCUGGAGCUCAUCAACAACAUGCUCACCUCAGGCAUCGUGCCCGCGCUCUUCGGCGAAGAGGAGAAGGAGUCCAUCCUCAGCCAGAUUGGCACGGAGGCGCAGAAGCAGGGCAUCGGGCCGGCCAAGGAGUCCGUGUGGCAGUACUUCGUGAACAAGAGUGCCAACAACCUGCACAUCGUCCUGGGCAUGUCGCCUGUGGGCGACACCCUGCGGACCUGGUGCCGCAACUUCCCAGGUCUGGUGAAUAACACGGGCAUUGACUGGUUCAUGCCCUGGCCGCCCCAGGCCCUGCACGCGGUCGCCAAGUCAUUUCUAGGGCCUAACACGAUGAUCCCAGAAGAGCACAUAGAAGACCUGGUGGAACACGUGGUGCUGGUCCACGGGUCCGUGGGCGAGUUCAGCAAACAGUUUCUGCAGAAGCUGAGGCGCAGCAACUACGUCACCCCCAAGAACUACCUGGACUUCAUUAGCACGUACUCCAAGUUACUGGACGAGAAAACGCAGUUCAACAUAGCUCAGUGCAAGCGGCUGGAGGGUGGGCUGGACAAGCUGAAGGAGGCCUCCAUCCAGCUGGACGAGCUGAACAGGAAGCUGGCCGAGCAGAAGAUCGUGCUGGCCGAGAAGUCCAGCGCCUGCGAGGCCCUGCUGGAAGAGAUCGCCACCAACACGGCCAUCGCCGAGGAGAAGAAGAAGCUGGCGGAGGAGAAGGCCAUGGACAUCGAGGAGCAGAACAAGAUCAUCGCCGUGGAGAAGGCCGAAGCCGAGACGGCCCUCGCCGAGGUCAUGCCCAUUCUGGAGGCGGCCAAGCUGGAGCUGCAGAAGCUGGACAAGUCGGACGUGACCGAGAUCAGGUCGUUCGCGAAGCCCCCGAAGCAGGUGCAGACGGUGUGCGAGUGCAUCCUCAUCAUGAAGGGCUACAAGGAGCUCAACUGGAAGACCGCCAAGGGCAUGAUGUCCGACCCCAACUUCCUGCGCUCGCUCAUGGAGAUCGACUUCGACUCCAUCACGCAGGGCCAAGUGAAGAACAUCCGCAGCCUCCUGAAGACGCUCAACACCACCAUUGAGGAGAUGGAGGCCGUGAGCAAGGCCGGCCUGGGGAUGCUCAAGUUCGUGGAGGCCGUGAUGGGCUACUGCGACGUGUUCAAGGAAAUCAAGCCCAAGAGGGAGAAGGUGGCCAGGCUGGAGCGCAACUUCUUCCUCACGAAGCGGGAGCUGGAGAAGAUCCAGAACGAGCUGGCCGCCAUCCAGAGAGAGCUGGAGGCCCUGGGCGCCAAGUACGAGGCGGCCAUCCUGGAGAAGCAGAAGCUGCAGGAGGAGGCGGAGAUCAUGGAGCGCCGGCUCAUCGCGGCCGACAAGCUCAUCUCGGGGCUGGGCUCCGAGAACAUCAGGUGGCUGAGGGACCUGGACGAGCUGAUGCACCGGCGCGUCCGGCUGCUGGGCGACUGCCUGCUGUGCGCCGCCUUCCUGAGCUACGAGGGCGCCUUCACCUGGGAGUUCCGCAACGAGAUGGUGAACCAGGUGUGGCAGCGCGACAUCAUGGACCGGGAGAUCCCCCUGAGCUCCCCCUUCCGCCUGGAGAGCCUGCUCACGGACGACGUGGAGAUCAGCAGGUGGGGCUCCCAGGGCCUGCCCCCCGACGAGCUGUCCGUCCAGAACGGCAUCCUCACCACGCGGGCCAGCCGCUUCCCGCUCUGCAUCGACCCCCAGCAGCAGGCACUCAACUGGAUAAAGAGGAAGGAGGAGAAGAACAACCUGCGGGUCGCCUCCUUCAACGACCCGGACUUCCUCAAGCAGCUGGAGAUGGCCAUCAAGUACGGCACGCCCUUCCUCUUCCACGACGUGGACGAAUACAUCGACCCCGUGAUCGACAGCGUCCUGGAGAAGAACAUCAAGGUGUCCCAGGGCCGGCAGUUCAUCAUCCUGGGCGACAAGGAGGUGGACUACGACUCCAACUUCCGGCUCUACCUCACCACCAAGCUGGCCAACCCCCGCUACACGCCGUCCGUGUUCGGCAAGGCCAUGGUCAUCAACUACACCGUCACUCUGAAGGGCCUGGAGGACCAGCUGCUGAGCGUGCUGGUGGCCUUCGAGAGGCACGAGCUGGAGGAGCAGCGGGAGCACCUCAUCCAGGAGACGAGCGAGAACAAGAACCUGCUGAAGGACCUGGAGGACUCGCUGCUGCGGGAGCUGGCCACCUCCACGGGCAACAUGCUGGACAACGUGGAGCUGGUGCAGACCCUGGAGGAGACCAAGUCCAAGGCCACGGAGGUGUCGGAGAAGCUCAAGCUGGCGGAGAAGACGGCCGUGGACAUCGACCGGCUGCGGGAUGGCUACCGGCCGGCGGCGCGGCGGGGCGCCAUCCUGUUCUUCGUGCUGUCGGAGAUGGCGCUGGUGACCACCAUGUACCAGUACUCCCUGAGCGCCUUCCUCGACGUCUUCGGGCUGUCGCUCAAGAAGUCGCUGCCCGACUCUGUCCUCGUGAAGCGGCUCCGGAACAUCAUGGACACGCUGACCUUCAACAUCUACAACUACGGCUGCACAGGGCUGUUUGAGAGGCACAAGUUACUCUUCUCCUUCAACAUGACCAUCAAGAUAGAGCAGGCGGAGGGGAGGGUCCCCCAGGAGGAGCUCGACUUCUUCCUGAAAGGAAACAUCUCCCUGGAGAAGAACAAGCGGAAGAAGCCCUGCGCAUGGCUGCCCGACCAGGGCUGGGAGGACAUCAUGCUCCUGUCGGAGAAGUUCGCCGAUCACUUCGGGAGCCUCCCCGACGCCGUGGAGCAGAACCCCACUGUCUGGCAGGAGUGGUACGACCUGGACUCGCUGGAACAGUUCCCCUUCCCCAUGGGCUACGACAGCAGCAUCACCCCCUUCCAGAAGCUGCUCAUCCUGCGCUGCUUCCGCGUGGACCGCGUCUACCGCGCCGUGACCGACUACGUGACGGUCAUCAUGGGGGAGAAGUACGUGCAGCCCCCGAUGAUCAGCUUCGAGGCCAUCUUCGAGCAGAGCACCCCGAACUCGCCCAUUGUGUUCAUCCUGAGCCCCGGCUCCGACCCUGCCAGCGACCUCAUGAAGCUGGCCGAGCACACUGGCUUCGGGGGAAACCGCCUCAAGUUCCUGGCCAUGGGCCAAGGCCAGGAGAAGGUGGCCCUGCAGCUGCUGGAGACGGCCGUGGCCCGCGGGCAGUGGCUGAUGCUGCAGAACUGCCACCUCCUGGUCAAGUGGCUGAAGGACCUGGAGAAGUCGCUGGAGAGGAUCACCAAGCCCCACCCCGACUUCCGCCUGUGGCUCACCACCGACCCCACGGAGGGCUUCCCCAUCGGCAUCCUGCAGAAGUCCCUCAAGGUGGUCACGGAGCCGCCCAACGGGCUGAAGCUCAACAUGAGGGCCACGUACUUCAAGAUCUCGAACGAGAUGCUGGAGCACUGCCCGCACCCCGCCUUCAAGCCGCUGGUGUACGUGCUGGCCUUCUUCCACGCCGUGGUGCAGGAGCGCAGGAAGUUCGGCAAGAUCGGCUGGAACGUCUACUACGACUUCAACGAGUCCGACUUCCAGGUCUGCAUGGAGAUUCUGAACACGUACCUGACCAAAGCCUUCCACCAGCGCGACACGCGGAUCCCGUGGGGCAGCCUCAAGUACCUGAUCGGAGAGGUCAUGUACGGAGGCCGGGCCAUCGACAGCUUCGACCGCCGCAUCCUGACCAUCUACAUGGACGAGUACCUGGGCGACUUCAUCUUCGACACGUUCCAGCCCUUCCACUUCUUCCACAACAAGGAGGUGGACUACAAGAUCCCCGGGGGCGCGGCCGACCCCAAGGAGCGCUUCGUGGAAGCCAUCGAGGCCCUGCCGCUGGCCAACACGCCCGAGGUGUUCGGUCUCCACCCCAACGCAGAGAUCGGCUACUACACGCAGGCCGCCCGGGACCUGUGGGCUCACCUGCUGGAGCUGCAGCCUCAGACAGGGGAGUCGAGCACCGGCAUCAGCCGAGAGGACUACAUUGGCAACGUGGCCAAGGACAUCGAGAACAAGAUGCCCAAGGUCUUCGACCUGGACCUGGUGCGCAGGCACCUGGGCGGGACCAUCACCCCCACGGCGGUGGUGCUGCUGCAGGAGCUGGAGCGCUUCAACAAGCUGCUGAUCCGCAUGUCCCGCUCGCUGGCCGAGCUGCAGCGGGCCCUGGCCGGGGAGGUGGGCAUGAGCAGCGAGCUGGACGACGUGGCCAGGUCGCUGUUCCUGGGGCACAUCCCGCACAUCUGGAGGAAGCUGGCCCCCGACACGCUCAAGUCCCUCGGCAACUGGAUGCUGUACUUCCUGCGGCGCUUCAGCCAGUACACGUACUGGGUCACGGAGUGUGAGCCCAACGUGAUGUGGCUCUCGGGGCUGCACGUGCCGGAGUCCUACCUCACGGCCCUGGUGCAGGCCACCUGCCGGAGGAACGGCUGGCCCCUGGACCGCUCCACCUUGUUCACGCAUGUGACCAAGUUCCAGGACGCAGAGGAAGUGACCGAGCGGGCAGGACAAGGGUGCUUUGUGUCGGGACUGUACCUGGAAGGCGCGGGCUGGGACCUUGAGAGAGGCUGUCUGGUCAAGAGCAAGCCCAAGGUGCUGGUGGAGGACCUGCCCAUCCUGAAGAUCAUCCCCAUCGAAGUCCACCGCCUCAAACUGCAGAACACCUUCCGGACGCCCGUCUACACCACCUCCACCAGAAGGAACGCCAUGGGCGUGGGCCUGGUCUUCGAAGCCGACCUCUUCACCACGAGGCACAUCUCCCACUGGGUGCUGCAGGGCGUGUGCCUCACCCUCAACUCUGACUGACCGGCGAAGGGGCCCGUGCGGCGCUGGCCGGCCACGCCGCUCGGGCUUCUGAGGGCAGGAGGGCUUUUCCUCCGCUGGGAGUCGGCCGUUUGAGUCCCUUCCCACAUGAACCCAGCUGCCGGCUUUGCUGUUGAAGCUUUUAUAAGGGUUUAAGAGAAAGUAAAUCUAAAGGAGAGCGUUUUGAGAUGUUGAGGGUUUCCUUCUCUGUCUCAGAGGAAACACUGGAUUAAG
Molecule: messenger RNA, 14107 nt
Organism: Pipistrellus kuhlii (Kuhl's pipistrelle)
Lineage: Eukaryota; Metazoa; Chordata; Mammalia; Chiroptera; Vespertilionidae
Gene: DNAH10
Product: dynein axonemal heavy chain 10
Exons: 79
Coding region: 20-13876 (4618 amino acids)
Biological process (GO): microtubule-based movement
Cellular component (GO): dynein complex
Molecular function (GO): ATP hydrolysis activity; ATP binding; minus-end-directed microtubule motor activity
Source: RefSeq, a predicted model, not a curated record